AUAAGAGAAGCUGAACGUCCAGUCUUGAAGAUGUGACCGCUGUUACUCCAGGGGUACUGAUAAGUUUGUCUUAUAAACACGUUUAAGAUAUGAUAAUACUGCCGACUAAUAAAUAAAGGCAAUAUGCAUUUAGACUGUGCUGUUUGUUUUACGUCGAUUUCAUGAAUUAUAUUUCAUAAACACCAUAGAUAGAGAACGCACUCCCUCAUGUUCUGUUUAGAUUGACUUUAUGGCGUGUUUGAUUUAAUAAUAAUAAUAUUAUAAUUACAAAAAUUAACUCCUAAUUUUCCUGUUUUUUCUUUUCCUCUCCUUCGAGAAAAGGAUAUUCAUUUAGGGCUGCUAACUUUUGAGUUUCGGGAUGGGUUGGUUUCAUAUUCAUAUAUUCGGAGUUCUGCUUUUAGUAACUUUCUUACGGUGUAUGCAAAAAUGUUGAUACGAAUAAAUUAUUAUUAUUGCCAAAUAUGACUUCAGCUACAACUCUGUUUUCUCACUGUUUUAUAAAACCUUAAAAAAAGCAUUGAACUCUAUGGAUGCUGGUGACAUAAACGAUCUUUAAAGUGGACAUCGGAUGCAAAAUUCACUUUUACAUGGUGUUUGCAUAUAAAUGUGUCUUAUAGUGAUGGGUCGUUCUUGAACGAAUCUUGGGACUCGGGACGUGAUUCGUUCAGUCGCGCAUGCGCAACAUUCUAUUAGGUUCUGUACUGGAAUUAGUUCACCUGUUUCGAGUCUACGGGUUUUUGGAGUCGUUCGUUCACCGUAUGGGGCUGCCACAUGACGAAAGAACGACUCGAACCCGAAGACUCGAGAGAUGAACUAAUAAGUUCUUUUCCCGUCUCAGACUCCGUUGGUUAAGCUUAUUGGGUGGAAACAAUGAAUUAUUUUUUUCUGUUUCUUAUAGCAAUAUAGUUUUAUUUUGUUUGUAGUUUGUGUAAGCAGUAACGUGUAACGUGUAAACGUGUAACCUGUAACGUUUGUGUAAGCAGUAGAUGUGUUAGGGGGGUAACACGUAACAUUUUAAUUAUAUUUUGCCAAAAUGAACGAAAUGACUCGAAAAAAGAUUCGUUCAAGAGUCGGUAAAAUUAUCCGAACUUCCCAUCAAUAGUGUCUUAGCAGUGUGUGGACACAACCACCGUACAAUGAUAAAAAAUCCAUUCACUUCUCUUUUUAAUCCCGAAAAAACCUGAACAGCCUUAAUUAUCAAACGUUUUGAUUUUCUGAGCAAUAUGAGUCACUUUGCUCAUGCCCCGCCCAUGACCGCUGUCGGACUGUAUUUGUAUUUUUCUGUUAUUUGUAUCCAUUCUAGACACAUCCGUCGUACUCUUGACAUUUUCUCCACGCUCGAGCUGUAUAGCGACAAUAUCUUUGCUGUGUGAAAUAACCUAAGUACACUGAAAUCAGUACUGAAGCUGUGUUUGGAAUGGCAUACUGCCAUACAACUCUUACUGUAUUGCAGUAUGCUAUACUGUGAAUAGUUUGUGAAUUUUCUGUAUCCAUUGAAUUCCCGGGUUCUGAAGACACUGCAUGGGAUACUGUUUCCUACAACCCAACACGCUCCAUGUGAUGUUUUAUCUUCAAAGGGAAUAAUAAUUAUAAAUGUAACACUUUUAUAUGUAUGAACAUGUUACUGUAAACUACAAACUAUUGCUGUUUAUCUAAAAACAUUAUCCUAACUCUGUCCAUGGGUGGCUGCGAUAAACAGCACUGCAAAAGACACUUGUUUAUCAGUAUAGUAUCAGUGGCUGACGCAAAAUCAUUGCGUUUGAUGCAAUCGACUCGAGUUCGAAUCUGCCUUUUGCCAGACUCAUUCUUCUCCUUUUCCCAUUACAUCAGAUUGGUAAGGCAUUUAUUUUUUAAAUAAAAGCACUUCGUGUAACUAUAUUGAUUUUUCCACUUAAUGAAUCAUUUCAGUCAGCUCAGUGUUUAUCCGUUCUGUUCAAUAUGUAAAGUUCAUUAAUUCUGAAAUUAGGUCAGUUGGGCAAUAUAGCAUUUUAUUACUAUGAACCUUUAUUAACAAGCCCUAAAAAGAACGGUUAGCACAUUUAUUUGUAAGGUAACAGCCGACAGCUGUGCUGAAUUAAUGUUUAGAGUUUGUCAUGUGAAAACACUAGCAUACAGUGUAAAUCAGAAUGUUUUUAUAUUUACUGGUUUCAGUUUUCUUCCCGUAUUAGGGGCGGCGCUGUCGUUCUCAGAUCGGAUAGAUGUUACAAACAGAAUAAGAGAAGCUGAACGUCUACCCCAGGUCAAGUACUGAAGAUGUGACCACUGUCACUGUAGAGGGACGUUACUUGCAUGUAAUGCAAACAGCUACCCAACAGCCCCGCCCACAGACCUGUCAUUUGUGCAAACAUGUUAAGAUUAGUCACGACAUCGCUGUGUCUUUACUGCCAGCGGGCUCAAGUAACACCUUUGCUUCUCACGAGGCCCCGCUCCGUGAUCUUUCAAGAAGAGAACCAGCUUGUCGUAAACGCCCUGUACGACUUGUCCGUAGACAUCAGUAAAGUCCGGAAGCUGAAAGGUUGGGUCUUACGCCAGAGUCCUGUGUAUGUGAGCGAGACCGCCACCCUGCUGAGGGACAUGGGGGCUAGCGGGCCUGUUAUCGCCCGUGUUUUGGAACUUUAUCCUGAGGCCAUCCUCUGCAAUCCUGAUCAAAUGGAAGCGCAGAAAAAGCUGUGGAUGUCAGUGUGCGCCACCCACAAAGAUCUAGUAGGAAUCAUUGAAAAAUUCCCCGCCUCGUUUUUCACCUCGUCCUCUGAUCACAACAACCAGAAAGCUAACAUUGCAUACUUCCAGACGUUACAUCUCAACAAACGCAUCAUUAGCAAGCUCAUGGCCAGCGCCCCUCAGAGCUUCAGCCGUCCCAUGAAGCAAAACGAGGAGAUGAUCCAGACCCUGCAGAAAACCUAUUUGGACUUGGGCGGGAAGGAGGACAAUAUGAAGAUCUGGUUGCAAAAGCUGCUUACACAGAAUCCCUACGUGCUUCUAAAGCUUCCAAACGCCCUGCCCGAUAACUUGGCGUUCCUACGCAACGUAGGCUUUACCGGCGAUGAGCUCUUACGGCUGCUUUCCAAACUGAAGGGAUUUGUUACUGAGCUCAACCCUGAAAGUAUGAGACUCACCCUCAGCUACUCUCAGGAGACUUUAGGAUGCACAGAUGCAGAGCUCAGGCAGAUCGUACUUCAGUGUCCAGCCUUGUUAUACCAUUCUGUGCCUAUACUAGCUGAUCGCUUUAAAGGCCUUCUCGCUGCUGGAGUAAGUAUGGAGCAGAUCAUGGAGACUCCAACAGUGUUAGAACUGACAACGCAGAUAGUUCAAUAUCGCAUUCAGAAACUGCAUUCUUUUGGUUAUGAUGUACGUUCUGGUAGUCUGGAAUUCCUCAAUGGCACCAAGAAGGACUUCGAGAUGAGCUAUGGAAAGUUGCGUCUUAGGCAAGAGAGACCACUUUUUAAUCCAGUAGCUCCACUUCGAACAGAAGAUUAAGCUUGGAAGCCCGUUUGUGUCAUAAAAUAAAAUAAAAAACUAAAUAAACUGUUACCUUUCAUUUUAAUUCUGACUUUUUCACAAUGUGUGAGUUUAUAUCUGGCAACCCUGCUGAAUAAAACAACAACAGAAAUCAUCACAGAAUUUGUAAUGGUUUUACCGGUUGUAAUGGGAAUUGUAUGGGUUUUAAUGGAAACUGUAAUGGUGGCUGUUGGUCUCUAAUGGUAAUUGGUCACCUUCUAUUGGUGUGUUAUUACUACCACUUAAUUCUAAUGGAAUAUGUCCCAAAACACACUACAGGAAACCAUUUUGAAUGGUUAAAAGUUGAUUUAUAAUGUUUGUAAUGGUAUAUGUAGUGGAAACCAUUAGAAUUUUGGUAAUUGUUUCUAUUCAGCUGGGACUUUUGAAUUUACAUCUCAAAAUUCAUUUUUUUUUUCUCCGAAAUGUGGAUUUCUAACACAACUGUGACUACUUGCAAUUUUGAGCAAAAUGUCAGAAUAGAGGUUUUGCACAGUUUGUCACAAUUGGUCAGUUACCCGGAUGCGCAGCCAUAUCGGCGAUACUGGAAUGUAAACAACGGCAUGGUUGACAUGGUGGAUAAGAACAAACAUGAAUGUUGUCAAGAUUCUUGCCUCAGAAAUCCUGGUCCAGUUUGGCUAACCACAAAUGGCAGUUUUUUGCACUUGUCGUCUCCUUGAUUUGUUAUAACUUUUGGCAGUCUACAGUACUUCAAAUGUUUUUCCCAGUCCGACCAAUUAGUAAAUCCCAGAUGCCAGUAAUUGACACUUUCAGCAGCAAUAAUCUGUAAAAUAAGUGAGUUUCAUUUGGUUCAGUGGCAUUGUGUGAGAAAUAAAGUCAGCAUUUUUUGUUAUAACAGAAUUAUGGUGUGUGCACACCAAAACC
Messenger RNA from Labeo rohita (rohu), 4380 nucleotides. RefSeq names its product mitochondrial transcription termination factor 2 (gene mterf2). Bases 2347 to 3477 code for a protein of 376 amino acids. The transcript has 2 exons. Gene Ontology annotation, cellular component: mitochondrial matrix. NCBI's taxonomy places the organism in Eukaryota, Metazoa, Chordata, Actinopteri, Cypriniformes, Cyprinidae. Gene Ontology annotation, biological process: regulation of DNA-templated transcription; termination of mitochondrial transcription. Gene Ontology annotation, molecular function: double-stranded DNA binding. The record is from RefSeq and is a predicted model, not a curated record.